Cajanus cajan (pigeon pea) is the source of this 974-nucleotide messenger RNA. Its product is annotated as putative caffeoyl-CoA O-methyltransferase At4g26220. Lineage: Eukaryota; Viridiplantae; Streptophyta; Magnoliopsida; Fabales; Fabaceae. The record is from RefSeq and is a predicted model, not a curated record. Gene Ontology annotation, molecular function: O-methyltransferase activity; S-adenosylmethionine-dependent methyltransferase activity.
AAGGCCAAGUCCGUUAGUUAUUUCUUUUAAAAUGGCCCCAACCCAACAGCAGAGCAGAGGCAUUGUAAGUGUACAAAAAACAAGAAUCUAGAGAAAUGGAAGGCUCAACAACAAAGGAUAACUUACCCUCUAAACCAAUAAUACUGCAGAGUCACAACUUAAAAAAGUAUAUACUGGAGACCAGCGUUUACCCACGAGAAACUGAGAUUCUCAAAGAGCUCCGGAAUGCCACUGCAAGCCACCCUUGGAGCCAUGUGGCCGCUGAACCCGAUUCGGGUCAGUUAAUAGCCAUGCUCUUGAAGCUGUUGAAUGCUAAAAAGACAAUUGAAGUGGGAGUUUUUACGGGAUACUCUCUUCUCCUCACAGCACUCACCAUUCCUCAUGAUGGAAAGAUUAUAGCCGUGGAUCCAGACAGAAAAGCUUAUGAGAUAGGACUACCAUUCAUUAAAAAGGCUGGUGUAGAGCACAAAAUCGACUUCAAAGAAUCUCCAGGUUUACUCGUUCUUGAUAAACUCAUAGAAGAUGCAUGGAACAAGGAAAGUUUUGACUUUGCCUUCGUUGAUGCUGAUAAAGAUAACUAUUGGAAUUACCACGAGAGGCUUCUUAAACUGGUAAAGGUUGGUGGGUUAAUUCUCUAUGAUAACACUCUUUGGAGUGGAACUGUUGCAUGGCCUGAAGAGGAUGUUCCACGUCACAUGAGAAAAUACUGGCAGGCUGCUUUGGCUUUCAACCAAAAACUUGCAGAUGAUUCUCGUCUUGAAAUCUCAGCCGUUUCAAUUGGUGAUGGGCUCACUAUCUGCAGGCGUACUCGUUGAACAUCAUUUCCCAUUGUUGUUUUAUGAAAUUGGAUAAUUUUAUAUGUUCAAGAAUAAACAUUAUUCUUAAUAAUUUAUGGGAGAAUAUCAAACGUUUGUAACAGUUAUUCUGUUGUAGGACCUCCAUUGCCAAUGAUAAUUAAAAUAAAAAUUGAUGAU